UCGUUCCUUCGCGUUUGUAUCUGUUGUUGUUUUGAUGAAGACAGGAGCAGGAGGAGAAGGAGGAGGAGAGAGUUUAGAGUGGGAGGCUAAGAAGUCAAAGAUGCAGUCAGAUGCGAUGUUUUUUGUGAAAGUAAGGGAAGAAGCGUCCAUUUCUGUCCUGGACAGGCUUAGUGUCGCCUGCUGGGGCCGCGUCCCACCGGACAUUCUGGACCAUGACCUUGGACCACAAACUCAUGGAGGAAACGGUCAAUCACGUGGAGGAUCUGACAGACGGCAAUGAAGACGUCAAGAACACGGAUGUUGCAGUGUUUGGUGAUAACAAUGUGGAGUCGGAGCAACGCGCUUCAUCCUUCACUCCCAUUGAAGUGCAGGGAGACUUUGUAGUCCGGCUACAGGAUGGUCCGCGUAGGAGAACCGCCUCAGUGAAGCCUCCGUACUCUUACAUCGCCCUGAUCACCAUGGCUAUCCUCCAGAGCCCGAAAAAGAGACUCACCCUCAGUGAGAUAUGUGAUUUUAUCAUGCAGCGCUUCGCAUAUUACCGGGAAAAGUUCCCAGCGUGGCAAAACUCGAUCCGUCACAAUUUGUCUUUGAAUGACUGCUUUGUCAAAAUACCACGGGAGCCGGGGAAUCCAGGCAAGGGGAAUUAUUGGACUCUGGAUCCUAUGUCGGCAGAUAUGUUCGAAAACGGGAGUUUUCUUCGUAGAAGAAAGCGCUUUAAGAGGAAACGUUUCUAUUUGGGAACGCCGAAGGACUCCAGUGCGCAGGAGCGCAGUCUGAUUCCCGUCUUUCCUCUCCUCGGAGCGCACGGGGUGGGUUCGAGUCUCUACGGUCCAGAUUUAUUCCGCGAUCUAGACAUUGAAAGUCACGUUAGGAGCCACAUGAGCCCCAGGAUCCCACCUGUAAGCAGCAUUAUACCUGCGCUCUCCUCGCUUCUCUCCAAGAAUUUCCCUUCUUGUCAAACUUUUCAACAUUUCGACCCAGAACGCUGCGCCGCUGCCCCAUCUUUGACUCCUAACACCCAUUUCAUGGCUCCUGCCACGCUCCACGGAGUGAUUCCCAACUACCAUGUUACUCAACUGUCAAUUUUCCCCACUGGGAUCAUGAAUUAAACUUCUUUAAUGUAAUCUAAUGAUGCUCGCCUGUCCUAAGCUCAUCUUCCAUCUAUGCCUUACCACAAACUCACGGUAUAAGUUCAAUAAAAUACCUAAUAAAAUGUAAACGUUGUGUUUAGCAUUUUAUUUGACUGAUCAGCGUAGGAUGAUUUUAACAGCUUCAUACAUUUUAUGAUGUUUGUGUAAUCUGAAUUAAACCUCACCUAAUAUGCCUCAUAUUACGAGACAAUCAAAAAUACUAUCGCUGCUUUAUGACCCUAGAAAAAUAUAUAAUAAUAACAAUAUAUAUUUAAAAUGCUAAUAAAUGCUUUUAAAUUGUUUCACUGUAAAUUGUUUCCACGUAUGUAUGCUAGGAUGAAACAAAACAAUCAACAACUAAUUACAAUGCAUAAUAAUUGUUAAAUGUAAUCAAUGUCGUGAAUAGAGCUACAUUAGACAGUGCAGCUUUAACUUGACCUACUGGCAUGCAAGAUAAAUUGUGGAGCAAAUGAGCUUUAGGUAAUAAUAAUAAUAAUAAUAUUAAUAAUAAUAAUAAUAAUAAUAAUAAUAAUAAUAAUAAUAAUAAAAAUUACUCGAAACAAAUAAAUCUAAAACUACAACUCUUGGUAAAUGUUCACUGGCUCAAACGAACUGACUCGUCACUGCCUUGAAAAAGAAAUGGAAACUCUGCGUUUUAAAAUUUUGCUCUUCGUAAUUGAUAUUGAUAUAGACAGUAGAUGCGCAGGCUUCCUCUGACCUUCAAUGGUUUACUGAGUAUCCUUUUGAGUUCGGCCUAUGCGUGAGAUCCUCCUCGUCAUGAACAGCCAACAGAACAGCCUUCAGAAAACACACGGUCUAGUCAGCCUCUGCAGCCUGAACGAGUUUGCUCUGCGCACUUUGGCCACGAAUAUGAAACAGAGCACAUCUGGACGUGAAACGUUGUUAUAAAUUCAAUCGGAUGUCCCUGUUGCUGUUGUGUGCAAGGAGAAGGCAGCAAUGCAUCUUGUUUUAAAGAGGCAGGAUUCGGAAAAUACGCAAACCUAAGCAGCAUAAUGUUAUGCAUCAUUUAAAGGUAACAUCAAUAACAGCAGUAUGUGCAAAAUGUGUCUUUAAUGUGGACAAGCUUUUAAAUAUUGAAGCCACAAGCGGAGUUAAGCUUUUACUUCAUGAAAUGUGUUUACGAUUCAUUAAAAGGAAAAGUUUAUAUGAUUUUCAGAAAAUGGUUACAAGCAAAAUGUAUAACAAUUAUCACUUGUUUUUUUUUUUUCAUCAAAGUUUUGCUAAAUACCCUUUGAUAUUCUAAAUCGUGUGAAUGUACAAUGUGUCUGCCCUUAAAGUUCCAUGUUCCAUGUGUUUCGUGUUUUGACAAUUACCCAAUAUAGACAACUAAGCAUUGGACAGUAUGUGCUGCUCAUGAAUUUUGCACUUUGUCCAUUAUAGGAACACCAGCUAAAUGCAUGUCUCUCCAAGGACUAUUGGUGUAAGUGUGAUGAGGGUCAUGGUAGGCCUUCAACAGCAGUCUCCCACCUAAGUAACCCCUCAGUGAGCCAUUUGCUUUUCUUGGCAUACUAACUCACAUUUUGUGAGUUUUAUUUAAUUGUAGCACACAUGCAUAGAAUAAAAAAAGUCUGUGUAUCACCAGGGAACGUGGUGCAUUAAAGCAAGUUAGUGAAGUGUGAGUCAAAGCCCCUGAGACGGUAUUGUAGCAUUCACAAUGUGACAGGAAAUAUGGAGGAGAGAGUUUAUUGGAAUAACAUCUCCAGUCAUAAAGCCUGGAAUAGACAUGAUUUAGAAAUAUAGCAGCAGAGCAAUGAGCUCAGACAUUAUGCACAUAUCUGUACAGACGGAGUAAGAAAAGUCAAAUGUUGACUGAAUUUAGCAAUAAAAAGUUUUCAUUCUGUCAUACCA
Messenger RNA from Mugil cephalus (flathead mullet), 2999 nucleotides. RefSeq names its product forkhead box protein D1-like. The coding region runs from base 213 to 1109 and encodes 298 amino acids. Gene Ontology annotation, biological process: cell differentiation; anatomical structure morphogenesis; regulation of transcription by RNA polymerase II. The transcript has a single exon. The record is from RefSeq and is a predicted model, not a curated record. Gene Ontology annotation, molecular function: DNA-binding transcription factor activity, RNA polymerase II-specific; RNA polymerase II cis-regulatory region sequence-specific DNA binding. Lineage: Eukaryota; Metazoa; Chordata; Actinopteri; Mugiliformes; Mugilidae.